CCCAUGAAGAGCCCACAACGUCCACUUUGUGGGUAGCUUGCUUUUGCUAUUGCUAGAGUUAGGGUUCCACUUCCACCUCCCCUCCUCUCUCGCCGUCGCCGUCGCCGUCGCCGCCGCACAGCACAGCAGGGACCUCACCGGAGUGGGUGAAGGAUGAGGCCGGUGUUCUGCGGCAACUUCGACUACGAGACGCGGCAGUCGGAUCUGGAGCGCCUCUUCUCAAAGUACGGACCCAUCCGCCGCAUCGACAUGAAAUCCGGCUACGCCUUUGUCUACUUCCAAGACGAGCGCGACGCCGAGGAUGCAAUAAGGCGCCUCAGCAACGCCGAGUUCGGCCAGACCAGCCGCAGGCUCUCCGUCGAAUGGUCAAGGCAAGAGGAGCCGGUCCCCAAGAACCGCGACAGGCCUACAGGGGCAGAUGCAAAGCCCACCAGGACGCUCUUUGUUAUCAACUUUGACCCCAUCCGCACCAAAGUCGUCGACAUCGAGAGGCAUUUUGAGCCCUACGGCAAGAUUGCAAACAUUCGUAUCCGCAAGAACUUUGCUUUCGUGCAGUACGAGGCGCAGGAGGACGCCAGCGUAGCCGUCAACAAGACCGACAAGAGCACGAUAUUGGACAGGGUAGUGACGGUUGAAUACGCCUUCCGGGAUGAUGACAAUGAAAGAGAUGACAGACAUGGCAGUCCCAGGCGAGGCGGUGACAGAUACGGCAGCCCGAGACGAGGGGGUGACAGAUAUGGCAGUCCCAGACGAGGCGGUGACAGAUAUGGCAGUCCAAAAAGAGCUGACCAGGGCAGGCGUCCCUACGUGCGGUCCCCUAGCCCUAGGUACCGAAGGGAUUACAGUCCAGAUUACGAUCGCCGUCCACGUAAUUCUGGGUAUGAUCGCCGCGAUGGAGCACCCUAUGGUAGGAGCCGAAGCCCUGUGUAUGAUCGUUAUGAAAGAGGCAGGAGCCCCGGCUAUGGUCGUUAUUAGGGUGGAUUGAUUUCCAAGGAUCACAAAGGAAGGAACCCCAGGGAGUAAGGAGGACCCUUUUCGGCCGUGUUCUAUUUUUUUUCAUAUCAACACCACCUUGUGUAUUUGAGACGGAUAGUUCAUAUCAGAGGUGGGAUCAUCAAGCUGCUGUUUUAAGCGAUUGUAUGCGGUUAUGCCUCUUAAUGGCCUCUUGACAAACUAUGACGGUGAAUCCCUAUGCAUUUCCCAUCUGACUCUUUGGAGAAGUAGUUUGUUUGUUUGUCUGUUUGUUUGUUGUGAUGAUCGAUCCCUGUAUGGUAUUGGUAUUGGUAUUGGUAUU
This is a messenger RNA of Triticum dicoccoides, 1294 nucleotides long. RefSeq names its product serine/arginine-rich splicing factor RS31-like. The coding region runs from base 154 to 975 and encodes 273 amino acids. Gene Ontology annotation, molecular function: RNA binding. The record is from RefSeq and is a predicted model, not a curated record. NCBI's taxonomy places the organism in Eukaryota, Viridiplantae, Streptophyta, Magnoliopsida, Poales, Poaceae. The transcript is spliced from 5 exons.